AUGCCUAUCUCGAUCGACUACACCGGCAAGCUCGUCGUCGUCACUGGCGGUGGCCGCGGUAUUGGCCUUGCCAUCACCACCGCGCUCGCCAAGGCCGGUGCGGAUGUGGCCAUCACCUACACUUCGUCCGACCCCUCGGCCCGGGCUGCCGAACUUUCGGCUGCUCAUGGUGUCCAGGUCAAGGCUUUCAAGUGCGAGGUGACUCGCAGCUCUGAUGUCGAUGCUAUGCUCGAGGCCGUCGAGGCCGCCUAUGGCAAGAAGGCCGACAUUGGUGUUGCCAAUGCAGGUGAGUGUAGUCCGAACCAUGUUGGGUGGUUCCAAGGUUUCCGUGGGCGACUUCCCGCCGAGUUUGCUCCGGUGUUGCUCUGCGUCUUGAAAUGUGUCGGUAUGCUGACGUGUCCAGGCAUCACACUGUGGAAAGAUGCCCACGAGAACACCGAUGACGAGUUCAAGCACGUCUUCGACGUCAACACCUUUGGUCCCUUCUACUUUGCCCGCGGCCUUGUUCGCAGCUGGCUCGGUCAGCCUAUCGAUGUCGCCAAGGGCGGUGACUCCCUCAACGUGCCCACCAUGAAGGCCAACCUUGGCAAGCAGAUUCUGUUUGUCUCGUCCAUCUCUGGCCUCGUCGCUAUGACGCCCCAGCGCCAGACUGCCUACAAUGCCUCCAAGGGUGCCCUCACCAUGAUGUCCAAGUCGCUUGCUGGCGAGUGGUCACACCUCGGUAUUUACGUCAACUCGAUCUCGCCCGGAUACGUCCUCACCGAUAUGAUCGCCAACCCUCCUGACGAGACCGCCAAGGCUUGGGCCAAGGACUGGGAGAACCGUACUCCCGUCGGCAAGUUUGCCACUGCCGAUCAGAUCGGCGAGUUUGUUGCUGUCUUGCUCUCAGACCGCCAGGGUGGUAUGGGCUUCAUGGCCGGCUCGGACGUCGUCCUGGACGGCGGUUACACUGUGUUCUAA
Apiotrichum porosum is the source of this 960-nucleotide messenger RNA. RefSeq lists its product as uncharacterized. The record is from RefSeq and is a predicted model, not a curated record. The coding region runs from base 1 to 960 and encodes 319 amino acids. Gene Ontology annotation, cellular component: intracellular anatomical structure. NCBI's taxonomy places the organism in Eukaryota, Fungi, Basidiomycota, Tremellomycetes, Trichosporonales, Trichosporonaceae. The transcript has a single exon. Gene Ontology annotation, molecular function: oxidoreductase activity, acting on NAD(P)H, oxygen as acceptor.